AUGAAGUAUGUGUGGUUGGAUGUGGACCCUGGCCAUGAUGAUGCCACUGCGAUAAUGCUCGCGGUGAAUACUCCAACUAUUAACCUUUUGGGCGUUUCAACAACCCACGGAAAUGCGAGCAGUGAAUGGACCGCGAUAAACGCUGCCCGAUGUCUUCUUGCGUUUGGUGGAUCUCCAAAUAUUCGUGUGUUUCCAGGAUCGGAUGAGCCCCUUUUGCUUCCUGCGAAACAUGAUCCACAGAUUCACGGAGUGGAUGGUCUUGGAGGGGUAGAAGGUCUCCCCGAUAUUGAAGACCCAAAAGUUUUAUCCUUGUUUGCAACAGAUGAAGAUGGAUCUCGCAUUCGUGCGUUAGAAGGCAUGUCCAAGAUUAUCAAAGAUACGUGGAAGAAAGGUGCAGGUCACCAAGUUACAGUCAUUUCCACCGGUCCAAUGACGAACAUCGCUAACUUUGUCAGUGUAUAUCCUGACCUGCUUCCUGCCGUGGAAGAAUUCGUGUUCAUGGGCGGUGCCGUCGGUAUGGGUAAUCGCUCUGCUGUUGCAGAAUACAACAUCCUGUGUGAUCCGCACGCAGCACAAAUAGUCCUCAAUGCACCUGUAAAGAAGGUGAUGAUGCCAAUUAAUGUCACCCACACAGCAAUUGUUACCAGAGAUAUCCACCGUGAAAUUCUGGUGUCGGGUUCUUCCCACGAAUCUUCAAGGAGCACAGAACUACCAAAAGCGUCAACCAAUCUGCGCCACACUCUGUCCACAUUAAUCAGUUACUUCGCAGAGGCGUAUAAAGUAACUUUCGGAUUUAACGACGGGCCUCCUCUUCACGACGCGCUUACAAUCGCAUACGUGGCUUAUCCGGAUCUCUUUAAGACAACUCGUCAUAGAGUGGAUAUAGAGCUCACAGGAACUCAUACCAUCGGAGAAACUGUGGUUGAUAUGUGGCAUUACCGCCCUUGCGAUGAUACAUGGGGGCGAAAUGGACGGAAUUGUAUCGUGGCAGAGGCCAUGAACGUCAAGCGAUUCUUUGAUAUUUUUUUGGAAACAAUUUUGAGAUGCGAUCAAGUGUCGCCUUUGAAUAUGAAUACAGUGCCUUGA
Molecule: messenger RNA, 1086 nt
Organism: Psilocybe cubensis
Lineage: Eukaryota; Fungi; Basidiomycota; Agaricomycetes; Agaricales; Agrocybaceae
Exons: 5
Coding region: 1-1086 (361 amino acids)
Biological process (GO): purine nucleoside catabolic process
Cellular component (GO): cytosol
Molecular function (GO): purine nucleosidase activity
Source: RefSeq, a predicted model, not a curated record